UAGUAUUCUGCCUGUUUGCGGCUUGCCUUGUUGUUGUUUUUUUGCUUUGGCUGUUUCGAUUUUACCAACAGUAAUUGAUUUUGAAAUUUAGAGUGCUUUGAGAUCCGGGCUUUAAUUUGACCACUGACAGUGAGUGCCAAACUCCCUGCUGAACAUCGAAGAAUGGUUUUCACACUGGACUAAGUGAUAAGUGUCAUAAGUCACUCAAGUUUCACAACAGUUUGUGCGAGCCACGAAACAUGCGCUCCCUUCCAGCAGCAUCCAUUGCGCACUUGCGAAAUGCUCUGCACAGCGGCUCUAAAACCCCCGAAGAAAUCCUCUCCGUGCAUCAGACAGCAUGGGAGAAGUCUGCGGCACUGAAUGCAUUUGUAACCAGCCUAUUUCAGCACGGAUCAGCCUCUGCAUCACAAUCUCAGCAGCAACAGCCGCUGCAAGGGAUUCCCUUUGCUGUCAAAGACAACUUCUGUAUUAAGGGUAUUCCCACAACAUGCGCAUCCAAAAUGCUGCAGCCCUUCGUUCCGGCCUACGAUGCGACGGUGGUGAAGCGACUGCGGGAUGCCGGAGCGGUGCUGGUAGGAAAGACGAACAUGGAUGAAUUUGCCAUGGGCUCCGGAUCAGUGGACUCGGUUGUCGGACCAGUCAAGAAUCCCUGGAAUCCUCUGCACAUAGCAGGCGGGAGUUCAGGAGGGAGCGCCGUGGCCGUCGCUUCCGGUGCGGCGCAUUUCGCCCUAGGCUCCGAUACCGGUGGCUCGGUGCGGAAUCCUGCCGGACACUGCGGCAUUGUCGGAUUUAAACCAUCAUACGGAUCGGUUUCGCGUCAUGGCCUCAUCCCUCUCCUGAACUCUACGGAUGUACCUUCCAUUUUUGCCCGCUUGGUGGAGGAUGUGCGGACAGUGUUUCGCGUGAUCGCUGGAUGCGACAUCAAAGACUCUACCACAUUCAGGAAGACGCUUCCGGAGGAGAAAGCGGACGUUAAGCGAUUGCGGAUUGGUGUUGCCAAGGAAUACAAUGUCCCCGAGCUCAGUGACGACAUGCGAGAGUGUUGGAUGCGCGUGGCUGAUGCACUGGAAGAACAGGGAGCGGACGUUAGGAGUGUCUCGCUGCCGCAUUCGGAAUACGCGAAUGCGUGUUACACGGUUUUGAACACAUGUGAUGUCGCAUCGAAUAUGGCCCGUUACGACGGAAUCGAAUUCGGCUACCGGAGCAACACCGACCGUUCGAGUACAAACGCCCUGUACGCUGCCACCCGCCACGAAGCCUUCAACGAGGUCGUCCGCGGUCGGAUCCUGGCGGGAAACUUUUUUCUCCUUAAACGCAACUUUCAGAAUUAUUUUGUACGGGCGGCGCAAGUACGCCGGUUGAUUGCCGAAGAUUUUCAGAAAGCCUUCGACAGUGUGGAUGUGAUAUUGACCCCGGUGACGCUAACCGACGCACCGAGUUUUCCGGAUUUCACAGCCAUUGAUAAUCGGACGCAGCAAGAAGUGCAAGAUUUGUUCACCGUGGGAGCCUCGUUGGCGGGGCUCCCGGCUGUGAGUGUACCGGUUAGCUGGUCGGCCAGGGGGUUGCCUAUGGGAAUGCAGUUGAUUGCGCCGUUUUGGCGGGACUAUUUUCUACUUGAUGUUGCUGAAAUACUGCAGCAUUUGGUAAAUUUUUACCAUGUGGAGAAAUAAGAAAGUUUGUGAGUGUGGUGCGCAUCUGUUGUACGUAAGUACAAAAAACCGAUACAUACGUCCGUCCAAUCACAGCUGCCGUCCAUUGUUCUCGGCUGUUUGUGUGCACUGCAAUAUAAGUCAGUUCACGUACACACGCUCAAGCAUGCAGCAUGCUUCAUCAUUCUGUCGAUCAGACGCUGACCAUAGGGCUUACGUACCAUGGUGAUAGACGCCAGAUUCGCCACUUUUCCAGCUCGCAAGCAGCUGCUCUGUUGUUUUUUGUUUAGCAUUUAACGGUUCCCUUUUAAUUACGCUUCUUGUUUCCAACCGUAUCAUCAGACAUCCACAGCUACCGUUCGUGGCAGCCGUUACCGACGUAGUAUUCCUCACUGUACUUAGCUAAAUCGUGCGACCAUGUCGAUUCCCGUGUAUUCGAAAAGCAGGUCAGGUGGCGACGUGCUGAUUCUCGACGGCUAUGAAUAUUUGCGGAACGCUACGAUCGGUGCCAACCGGUGGCGUUGCCGAAAGGCUGCGGUAUGUUACGGCGCGCUGGAGAUGGGCGAGGAGGAGGCCAGACUGCUCAGGCCUCACCGUUGCGAUCCCGCAGCUACAGACUCACGCCAUGAGCAGCAGGAGCCAGCAGCGGCGUCCCCGCCGUUAGCCGCAGUGACGGAGAGGCUACAGAUGCCUGGAAAGGGUCAGGCUGUAAAUCCCGCGGAAAGUGAGGAUGGAGAAUGGGAGUAUCCGGAGCCAGAACCGAGCCAACCGGCCACCGGUUUGGCGCGCACCAGCAAAUCAGCGUCAGAUACGAGUAUCUUUCAAUUGGCUACGGCUGCCAUGAGCGCACCGGUGCAGGGAAAUGCAACGAAAAGGGCCAGAAUUGCGCUGGUUCCUCGUGCUCCAAGGGCACCAGCAUCGCGCCGAAUUCGCAAGCGGCUACCUUCACGUCGUGCUGCUUCUGUGCUUACUUCUCCGGCGAUUCCGGCUCUGUCGAUGGAAAGCAACGUUGUAGCGCUGCCGGCUCCAGUGGGAAACAAUGUGGUCGCGGAGACCGUUGGGGCUAAUGCGGCCGUAAAAUUUGGACAAUACAUAACUGCCAUGUUGGAGGUUCUCCGCCCCGAACAGAUGCGGCAUUUUAUGGCGGCCAUUCAAAAGUUGGUUGCCGAAUUACAUCUGAAGGCGGCUGACAGUGAAUUGGACUGACUGCGGUUCCGACGUGGAGAUGAUUUUACUCGGGCACAGCGCCCGUUGCCAUUGUUUUGGACAGGUGGUUCGUGUUGGUAAAGAAGAAGGCAUUGUGUACAAAUCUCAUCACUUCCAGUUCCAUGGUUGAAUGAUUUGCUCAGUUCGAAGUUGCAAAGCAGUGCCUUUGUUUUUGCUUCAAGUGGCCGUAAUGAUUCACGGACCUAUGCAUUCGGCGUUUUCCUCUUGUUGUUUAUGUUACCUUUAUUCGGGCAAUCGCCAGUACAGAUAGAGUUACAGUUAUACCUAUGCAGAUCCGUUUUGUUUUAAUGUCUUAAGAGAAACAUGUUUUGCAUUAAAAGUU
Paramacrobiotus metropolitanus is the source of this 3198-nucleotide messenger RNA. Its product is annotated as glutamyl-tRNA(Gln) amidotransferase subunit A, mitochondrial-like. Gene Ontology annotation, molecular function: glutaminyl-tRNA synthase (glutamine-hydrolyzing) activity. Bases 240 to 1670 code for a protein of 476 amino acids. Gene Ontology annotation, biological process: glutaminyl-tRNAGln biosynthesis via transamidation; mitochondrial translation. The transcript has 5 exons. Gene Ontology annotation, cellular component: mitochondrion; glutamyl-tRNA(Gln) amidotransferase complex. Lineage: Eukaryota; Metazoa; Tardigrada; Eutardigrada; Parachela; Macrobiotidae. The record is from RefSeq and is a predicted model, not a curated record.